Arabidopsis thaliana (thale cress) is the source of this 1727-nucleotide messenger RNA. RefSeq lists its product as uncharacterized. Lineage: Eukaryota; Viridiplantae; Streptophyta; Magnoliopsida; Brassicales; Brassicaceae. The coding region runs from base 231 to 1424 and encodes 397 amino acids. The record is from RefSeq and is marked reviewed. The transcript is spliced from 2 exons.
GCGGAAGCUUGCGUGCUGAAUGACACAGAGACUAAGAAAACGAUAAUAAACUGCAAAAUGAUUCAAAAGAUUUUAAUCGAAAGCAAACAAAAAUUCUCUGACAAUCAGAAAACAAAAAAAAAUCAGAACAACUCUUAUCUUCUUCACGAGACUGACUAAACAAUCAUAGAUUUUUCCGUUUUUUGGGUUUCGUCUGGUGUUACUCUCUCCUUCUGAGUUAUGGUGAAAUAAUGGCAGCAGCUGAAGCAAGAGCAGUGUGGCAAAGAACAGUUAAUCGUUGCUUUGUCCAAGAAGACGCUAAAAGAGCUCCCAAGUUAACUUAUUGCCAAUCAUCUUCAUCCUCAACUGCUUCUUCAACUAAGCAAGUGGAAGUUUCUGGUUCUUCUCCUCGAGUUUCUGUUGAACCACGGACUCAAUCAUCUUGUGCAGGUUUCAUGCCUCUUCCUCGAAACCCGAAUUUCCCUGAUCUGUUACCCCACAACACCAGACUGUGGAGUCAUCCUCAUCAUCAGUUUCAGGUGAAUAAGAAGCAGCCAUUGGAGGAUGAGGUUAACAAUCAAGGUGUAUCUGAGAAGAAGUCUGAAUUGGGAGCUGGAGAGAAACAAGGAAAGUCUUUUAAUUCCGAAAGCUUUCAAGAGUUUAUAGAGUUGAUGGAGACAAGGGAGAGUUAUGGUUCAACUGGGUAUGAUGAGUCCUCUGAGAAAAAGUUAAGUGAGCUCUCUUUUGAUCCUAGCUCGCCGUGGAAUCUUCUCUCGAGUGAGAAAGCUGCACCGUGGUGGCGAACUACGGAUAAAGACGAGUUAGCUUCCUUGGUUGCACAAAGAUCUCUAGACUAUGUUGAGAAUUGUGAUUUACCAACACCGCAGAAGAUGAAACGAUCUUAUUAUGGUAGUCCACGUGGUUUUGAUUCUGAUGGAUUGAGAGACUACUCUGUCUCUGGCCAAACCAUCAAGGGUACAAGCAAAGGAAGCAGCUGCAAGAACAGACCCGAGGCUUCAUCUGAGUCUGAUUUAAGCAAAUCCGAGCUUCUAGAAGCACUGAGGCGUUCGCAAACGCGGGCUAGGGAAGCGGAGAAUAUGGCUAAAGAAGCUUAUGCAGAGAAAGAGCACUUGGUGAAGAUAUUGUUGAAGCAAGCCGCAGAGCUUUUUGGGUAUAAGCAAUGGUUACAACUGCUUCAGCUAGAAGCACUUUACCUCCAAAUCAAGAACAAGGAGAUUGACAAUAAGAACAACGACGAUCCAGGGGUUUCCAUCCCUUGUUGGAGCAAUGGCAAAGCAAGAAAAGAGGGGAGAAAGAGAAGAAGCAAAAGGGGUAAACCGAAUGGAGCAAAGUACGCGGUUGGUUUAGCAUUGGGGAUGAGUCUUGUUGGUGCUGGUUUGCUUCUUGGAUGGACUGUUGGAUGGAUGCAGAUGCUAUCGUUCUAGUUUAAAGAGAAGAAAAGAGACAAAACUUCAUCUUUUUUCUCAUUGAACAGCUUGAUGAUGUUGAAAUGAGUUAAAAGAUUGGCUUCGAAUCAGCUUUUGGAUUUCGUUAAGGAGAGAAUGUAAAUUGUUGUAAGAAUUUUGUUAAUAUUGUGUUUACUAGUUUGAUCUUUUCCUUCAAAAAUCAUAUGAAAUUAUCUUCUUUAAUGUGUAAGUAAGUAUCUUUCAUGUUCAUGUAAUAUCUGCAUAUAUUAACUACUGUACAGUGUAUAUGAUCUUUCUUUCAUGUUCCUAGAGCUUCGAUUU